AUGACUAUGGGACCACUGCGUUAUGCUGUUUUAUGUUCACCUUUUAGGCUCCAGCUUCAGACGGGCUCUGGUUACGCUCUCUAUUAUGCAAGUUUCUACAGCCACCGUAGAGUGAAUGUGUACGCAUGCGCCCAUCUCAAUUCAACAAUGGCGGCCUCCUUUGGUGUGUGUAGGUUACACAUAAAGGGUUUAGGAGGGCUUGUUAGAUUCCGUCUUAGAGUGGAACCUCAAACGAAAAGAAGAGUCGCUACAACUACAUCAGCAGUCAAAGUCCAGACAGGGAACAAGACAGCGAAAGCCGCAAAGGAGAGUAAAUCAUUUCAAGCAAUCCAGGAGGAGAGAAGAGAACGAGCUGAGAGAUUGGUCUUGAUUAGCUGCCCGGCUAAGAUCAACGAAAAUACAUUUUUAGAUUACCUGUCUAAACAUGGGACAAUCAACAAGCAUUUCUUCAACAAUAGCUACGGAACAUGUGCAGUGGUGGAAUUCUCCAGCCGAGAGAGCAUUGCCUCAUUGAAGGAGUGCACUAACAUACCAGCUGUCCAACAUGAAGCUGCAGUGCCUUUCAAAUCCUGUCUGCUUUCAUUGAAAUGGACUGGGCCAGGCAGUCAGUCGGGCAAUCAUCCUGUGCCGAAUUUCCAUGAGCAGUCCGCACCAUCCAUUCCUGACAUCAUCCAGCUGCUCUCUGAACAGGACAGCAUAGAUCAGCAAAUGCAAUGUCUGACAGAGGCCUUACAGCUCACAGACAAGAACAUUAGUAUGCGGUUUCUGGUCUGUUCUCUGCUCAGAGACAUAGCUGCAGCAUAUUUCCCAGAAUGCAUCAUCAGGCCUUUUGGUUCCACUGUCAACAGUUUUGGCAAACUUGGCUGUGACCUCGACAUGUUUCUGGACCUCGACGGCAUCUAUGCACCAGGCCAGAGAACGGGCUCAGGAAUGUCUCUGGAGUACCAGGUGAAGCGAGGGGCAUCAGAGCGGGUUGUGACCCAGAGUAUCCUCUCAGUCAUUGGGGAAUGUGUGGACCAGUUCGGCCCUGAAUGUGUAGGGGUCCAGAAAAUUCUCCAAGCUUGAUGUCCUCUUGUCCGCUUUGCUCACUAACCCUCUGGCUUUCAGUGUGACCUCACUGCCAAUAACAGGGUGGUGAUGAAGAGUUCCGAAAUGCUGUUUCUGUACGGGCAGCUGGACCCUCGUGUUCGGCAACUGAUGUUCAGCGUACGGUGCUGGGCUCGAGUUCAUAGCAUCAAUAACAGUAUUCCGGGACCAUGGAUCACCAAUUUCUCUUUAACAGUCAUGGUAUUGUUCUUCCUUCAGCUGAGGAGUCCUCCCAUAUUGUCCACACUGGACCAACUGAAGGAGCUGGCAGGACCAGCAGAGAAGUGUGUCAUUGAGGAGAAUGACUGCACUAUUGUCAGUGACCUCAACAAGAUUACACUGCAGAAUAACACGGACACAUUAGUGAAAAUAUUGCAGGAGUUCUUUGAGUUUUAUGGCAAUUUUUCCUUCAAGGCAUCAGUCAAUAUAAGGAAGGGAAAAGAGCAGAUCAAACUAGAAACAGCUGCUUUGCACAUCCAGAACCCAUUUGAAACUACUCUAAAUAUUAGCAAGACUGUUAACGCUACACAGCUCGAACGUUUUGUGGGACUUUGUCGAGAAAGCGAAUGGCUUCUCCAGCAGAGAGAAGUUCUUAACAGAAGUUCGAGCCAAUCAGCUGAAUCAGUCUCACCGUGGGGGUUUACUGCCCUUCUCCUUCCUUCAGUCACUUCAGGAGCAGAGGUGAAAAGUCGCAGGAAGAGAAAACUGGAACUGGCUAGUACAAGGAUAAAGAACCUGUUAGACUCUCUGAAGAUUAAAGGUGGUGAAACUGCAAAGAAAGGAAGUGCUAACCCUAGGAGGUGAUAUGCUCAGUUUAACAGGGGGAAACAGUUCUGGAGGGUCAGUAAUUAAGAACGUCUUAAGAUUUUACAUAUUUAAAUGCUCAGAGGAAAUAAUGAGAGGUUGAUAUAUUUCUACAUUUGGAGUCAGGUUUUGAUAUAGUUAACUUUCUGAGCUGGAUUGGCAGUGUGACUAACAUUCAAACUUACUCGGUACGCUGUGAUGAGAAGUUAUGGUGCAAUUUUCCUCUAAAAAACUAAGACUUCCCCUAAAAGUAUUUUGCAUGAAAGGAAAACUUUGUAGAUAACAUGAUAUAACAUGGGAGGCAGAGGUCCGCUACAGUCUUUGACUCUUUGAAAAUGGAGCUUGGUGGUUGUGCUGAUCUGAUAACAGCAAUCAUUACAGUUUUCAUAGCAGUGAAGCAGAACCUCUGAACACUAAACAGCUUACAUAAAACAGAAGUGAAGUUUUGAUUUAGUUAGAUCACAUACAGUACAUGUACAGACUCAAUUCCUUUCUUCUUUGCCAUACCAAAACUGUGGCCUAAUGACUGAAUAAAUCAUUAUGUAAAAGCAGAGGUCAAGGUUAUCACAUCAGUAUGUGGUCAGAAGUACAAAAUAUAAUUUAAGUUUACUGUCAAACAGUGUACAUAACAAAUGUUUUUUUAUAUUAAAUUAAAAAACAAAGAUAUUAUAAUCAACCCAGUAUGGUUUGUUCCAUGUUAAAUGUUGUUGGGUGACUUCUUUUGCAAUCUUUCAGGGAAAUGUAGUAAACAAUAUUGAUGACUCUUCCUGCACUUCACUGAUUUGUCUAAUCAGAUGCUCUCUGGAAUGAGGUUGUCUCUACCACUUAUACCACCUGUGACCAACUAGCAACCUUCAUAUCAGGAUUCAUGGCUAUGACGUAACUUAAGCCUAAUGGGCUAUUUAAAAAUAAAAGGAUAAAACAAACCCUUCAAUAGGAAACAAUAUGAAAAGUAUCUGUGCUUGUCAAGCAAUUUCACAGGGUGUUUAAGAAGUAUUUCAUUCAGGCAGGCUAGUGUGAAAAAAUUCACUCUGCUCAUUGAAGGAUCACUCAUGAAUGGAUGGAAGAUGACUGAGGUUUGUGUGGGAACUGAGAAGAGCUACAAAGCAGGGAGCUUUUUUAUAGGAAGGCAGGAAACAGACUCUGAGAAGAUGGAGAGAAGUUGAAGAAUAUUGACAGAUGAAGAGGAAAUAGUAAAGGUGUUUUGAGACUGUAUCACAUAACAAGCACUACAAAGGAAGGAAAAUGAUAGUGGGAGAGGAUGAAAGAGUGUAAAGUCUCCUGGGAGCACUGGUUAAGAGUAGGAGUGUGCACAGCGGUUUUACCACUUAACUUGAUAAGGUCACAGAGAAGUUGAACCCAUGCCUCUCAACCUCACAACUUCCACUCUGAGGAAGAGAAAAACUACUGAGUUGAUUUUGAACUUUAGCCAUUCUACAAGAAGAUGAGGAAGGUCAUAGGGUCUUGGACAGGAAGAGGAAGAAAUAGAAGAGUGGGCCAAAUACUCAAACCAAAUCCCUAAGCAUAUUUACAGGUGAAAUACCACCCCAAGCUGCCCUAUGGUGGAUUUAUCCAAACAGCUGAAUGGCUUUGGGAUAUAAUGAGCUUAUAUGUGUGUAGCAUUAAUCUGUUGAUCAAUCUCUUUAUACCUCAUAAGCAUGCCUAAAGUAAAAGUAUUCACAAUGACAGGUUGAGAAGUAUAGUGAACCUAGAUACAAAAGUUGUGCCUCCCACAAGUUGUUGAUUCAUUGUUGGAGUAUUUCUGUGUAAUAUUGUUAAAGUACCAAAUAGUCUGUAGAGUGUUGAGAAAAGGCUAAAGCUGAUGAUCAUCUGAGGUGGUGGACUGUUUUCUUUGCUCAGUUCUUGGCAUUGCAAGACAUAAUAAUGAUGUGAUUAGGGUCACUAAAUUGUAACUGUUUCCAGAACUUAACUUGGAUAUUGGCCUAAUUCUGCCCUGCAUGCAUGAUUUGUUAUUCUUUGUUAUCAUAAGAAGUUCCUAACUGGUUAGUGGGCCCCACACCUUGCUGGCAAUGACCUCAAUUGCUGAUUGUGGUAGGUAUCUACAGGAUAUUGUCUUUUUAUUCCAUCUUCCUCAUUGUGUAUGUAUUGCUCCAGGCAGGGGCAUAGGAAUCAUUUGGAAAGAAAAUGGGGGGUAUGCAUUAAAAUAUGGGCCUUUGGGAAGUCAGUCAUAUCCAGCGUUUUAUUUUUUCAUACACUGACGCUGGACCUACUUGUUUCAGUAAAGUUCUACUACGAUCUGAGAAGCUAACUUCAAAAGUAAACAUUUGAACAUAUAAACCAUUAUUUUGGUUCUCCCAGAGAACAUUCUGUGUGUAUGUUUGGUCUUUGAGAGAGUCGACUAGUAGAGGCUUCCGCUGGGUCUAUUACUUGUAACUUACGUUACCAUUUUUCCUUCAUACUGUUUCCAAGCAAAUUAAAUUCCUUAAUAUAUAAUGAUUGUCUAGUGAAGUGAGUAUUGAUACGACCCCUAGCUCUGAUCCAGAUGUGUUUUUUUUUUUUUUUUUUAAUGCUAAGAGUUGUCCUUUGUUCAUAUUGUCCAACUGUUCUCAGUAGUACCCUUGGAGUAUGUUUGUCUUUGAGUAUGUAUAAAAUGUAUACUUUCAUUCUUUUUCUCUCCUCCAGCUUAUUCUUGGCUCCAAAUUUCUCUCCCGAGCCUGAAAGAAUUUUGAAAGGUGGCUUGAGGGUUUGCAAAACACAGGGGGGGAUUUGCAGUAAAAACAAGAUGAAAUGAAAUGGUCUUGGCUUUGCUGUCUAAGUGGAAUUUCGGUCAAAACCUGUGCUAUUUACAGUCUCUUUUGAGGAUUCUGUUGGUUAGGUGCAAAUAACAAUUUUAAAGCCUUUGAUAUUUAGAAAAUGCUCCGCAUAUUAUUUUACAUCUUUCCAGGCACUGAUUGGUGUGACGUUAAAAUAUGAAAUGCUGGUAUGUUUCUAUACUGUGUCCAUAGCUGAGACAUGUAAAUUUUUUAUGUGACUCUGUAA
Myxocyprinus asiaticus (Chinese sucker) is the source of this 4890-nucleotide messenger RNA. RefSeq names its product poly(A) RNA polymerase, mitochondrial-like. The transcript has 10 exons. Gene Ontology annotation, cellular component: mitochondrion. NCBI's taxonomy places the organism in Eukaryota, Metazoa, Chordata, Actinopteri, Cypriniformes, Catostomidae. Gene Ontology annotation, molecular function: poly(A) RNA polymerase activity. The record is from RefSeq and is a predicted model, not a curated record.